Molecule: messenger RNA, 2579 nt
Organism: Harpegnathos saltator (Jerdon's jumping ant)
Lineage: Eukaryota; Metazoa; Arthropoda; Insecta; Hymenoptera; Formicidae
Exons: 2
Coding region: 235-2037 (600 amino acids)
Source: RefSeq, a predicted model, not a curated record
GUACAACAUCUCAGGAAUGUUGUGUCAAAAUUUCAAGUUGAUCCGAGCAAAACUGAGUAAGUUAGAGCGUCUAGAAGACCCGCCCGUCCGACCCGUUGAAGCACGAACGGCACGUAGGGCGCAGGUAUAAACACGUUUGUUUUCAAGACCGGUAGAACCGUUAGUCUCGCAUCAGUCUUUGAAUUGUACGCUUGUUGUGCGCCUGUGCAAAAGAUUUUCGUGCCGUUUUCUACUAUGGAAGAUCGUAAAGUGAACAGAAAUACCCGGCAAAAUAGUGCAGCUCGAAAAGACAGGUUUAAAAAACGGAGGCAGAGUUUUAAUCCAAAAACGGCCGAAACUGACUCAUUAAGUUUCAGUACAUCUGCAAAAAAAAUAAAGUAUCUCGAGGACAUGCAUGUGCCAACAGACAAUACUGUAGAAUACAGAAUUCUGAAUUUUUUUACAGUUUUUUCGGUCAUUUCGAAUGUAGUAAAGUGCAAGAUAUGCAAUGGUGAUGUACAAUUUCAAACGUGCAGUGAUCGUGGCCUCGGAUUCAAAAUUACUGUAAUGUGUAACACGUGUCCGCCCAAUUACAUAUCCUCUUGCCCUUUUAUCGGCCAUACUUAUGAAAUAAAUCGCAGAUUUAUUUACGUGAUGAGAAUUUUAGGACUAGGAUUAGAAGGGUGUAAAAAGUUUUGCGGUUUAAUGGACCUGCCACCAUUUUUAAAUCAAACAACUUACGAUAUUAUGGUUAAAAAUAUGAAAGAGUGUGUGAAUACCGUUGCUGAGAAAAUUUUUUCAAAUGCUGUAGAAGAAGAAAAAAAAGAAACAUGUAAGAAAUACAAUUUAGAUUAUACAAAUGAACUAACUAUAUCGGGAGACGGAACGUGGCAAAAGCGUGGUUUUAAUUCAUUGUUUGGUGUAGCAUCAUUAAUUGGCUAUUAUAGUAGUAAAAUUAUUGAUGUAUGCGUAAAAAGUAUCUACUGUAAAAUGUGUGAAGUUUGGAGUAAAAAAAUGAAUGUCAAAGAGAAUGAAUACAAAGAAUGGUACGAAACACAUAAGGAAAAUUGCUCCGCAAAUCAUACAAGUUCCUCUGGCAAAAUGGAAGUGGAUGCGGUAAUAGAAAUGUUUAACCGUUCUGAGGAAAAAUACGGUGUAAAAUAUCGUUAUUAUAUCGGAGACGGAGACUCGAAAACAUUUACUGGAAUAUUACAAAAAGUUGAUUAUGGCAAUGAUUUUGAAAUUUUCAAGAAAGAAUGUGUUGGGCAUGUCCAAAAAAGAAUGGGAGCUCGCCUCCGUAAUAUCGUCAAUAACACUGUCGUUGAAGUUGAAACGAAAAAUAAGAAAAGAAUAAAAAGAAAAGUUUUGGGAGGAAAAGGCAAAUUAACCGGAAAAACGAUAGACAAGCUCACGGUUUAUUACGGACUAGCAAUUCGACGUAAUUGUGAGAAUAUUGAGGACAUGAAAAAAGGUAUUUGGGCCACAUUUUACCACUACGCUUCUACAAAUGAGAAUCCUCAACACGAUAUGUGUCCAGUUGGCGAAGAUUCUUGGUGUGAGUGGCAGCGUGCUGCAGCCAUGGACAAGCUUCAAUCGUUCGUGCACUCAUAUGACAAUUUUAGUAAUGACAUAUUGCAAGCAAUUCGACCUGUUUACGAAGAUUUGAGCUCGGAUACCUUACUAAAAAGAUGUAUUGGCGGCUUCGACCAAAAUAACAAUGAGAGCUAUAAUCAGUUGAUUUGGAAAAUUACGCCAAAAAUUGUUCCAAGUGGCUCUACAAUAGUAGAUAUUGCUGCUAAAAUUUCAGCGUGUGUUUUUAACGAAGGAUCAUCGAGUCAUCUAGCUAUUCUUUAUUCAAUGGGAGUGAAAUUAGGACGUAAUUCUGUCGAUUAUUGCCGAAAAUUGGACGAAAAACGAAUUAACGCCGCCGAGUAUAGAGCGAAACUCGCUACGCGGGAGGCAAGAAUCCUACAAAGGCAGAAAAAUUCUGAACAAUUGGACAUUCUGGAAGGCGUCGAGGACUUAUUUUAUGGUCCUGGAAUAGACGAUUCUGUAUAAUCCUGCCCAAGAUAUGAUGUCCACGAGAAUGCAUCUUUUUUUUUACGAUUCGCAUUUACGUCAUCGCUAAAACUUAUAUUACUAUUAUUAUUGGCUAAAAAAAUUACAAAAUGUUCUUCAAACAUAGCUUAACAUUAUAGAAAAGUUUUUGAAUAAAUAAGUAUAGUCAUUUAGUUUAAAAAAAUUCUUGAAAAACCUCCUUUUUUCGCGCCUCUGACUGUAUAUUCCCCCUUAAAGUUUGUGGUUAAUUGUUAGUUUGUUUGCCAACGUCAUAAAUUUAACUAGAGUAAAUUAUUUUGGUCGACAAUUUAAUUUUGAUAUGAAUCGGUAUUAUCUACAACUGAGAGGAUUUGACCGUAAGCGUAUAAGUAUGGACCGCUGCUCAUAAAAUUUAUCAUAUCUUUGUAACCGCUGGAUACCGCUGUUUCUACUUCUGUAUAAACAUUAAUAAACAUCCUACCUUUGUUUUGACAAAAGUACAACGUUGUGGCAGAUCGUGAAUUUUUUGUAUGCCACGAAAUAGAUGAUAGACAGUAUAUAAA